UUUUUAAUUCUGCCAAAUUCGACCAAUCUUACAAUUAGGACCGCGUCGCAUCUUUAUUUAUUUGGUUUCACAUCAUCAAAUGUCAACGACUUAGCCUUUUAUUUCUCCAAAGUCUUAAACAUUAGAGAAACAUUUUGAUCCCAUCCAAUUUUAUUAAGCUUCUUUUCUUUCUUUUAUAACAAUUUUCUGAAAACGUUUGAUCGAAACGAUGGAAAAAGGUUUUUCAUUGGUGCCUAAAGAAAAUUUCAGAAAUGAGAAAUCUGCAGAUCAAACGAGUUAUUUAUCAACAGAGAUGAUGAAGAAAGUUAGCUCCAUGGCUGCUCCAAUGGUGGCUGUGGCUGUUUCUCAAUACCUCCUUCAAGUUAUCUCCAUAGUAAUGGCCGGUCACUUGGACGAGAUCUCUCUCUCUGGCGUCGCCAUUGCCACUUCUCUUACCAAUGUCACUGGCUUCAGCCUCCUCUUUGGGUUGGCAGGUGCGUUAGAGACAUUGUGUGGUCAAGCUUUUGGAGCUGAGCAAUUUAGGAAAAUCAGUUCAUAUACAUACGGCUCAAUGCUAUGUCUUGUCUUGUUCUGUCUCCCAAUCUCUCUUCUUUGGGUUUUCAUGGACAAACUCUUGGAACUUUUCCACCAAGAUCCACUCAUCUCUCAGUUAGCUUGUAGAUACUCGAUAUGGCUCAUCCCGGCUCUAUUCGGAUACUCAGUUCUUCAAUCUUUGACUCGUUAUUUCCAGUCACAAGGACUGGUUCUUCCUCUCUUCUUGAGCUCUCUUGGAGCUCUCUGUUUUCACAUUCCCUUUUGCUGGCUUCUUGUCUAUAAACUGAAAUUUGGAAUCGUCGGCGCUGCUCUGUCCAUUGGUCUUUCGUACUGGUUGAACGUGGGUUUGCUUUGGGUUUUCAUGAGAGACUCUUCUCUGCAUCGCGAAACCAAGAAUCUAAGAGGUCAAGAAAUCUUCUUGUGCAUGAAGCAGUUCAUUGCCCUAGCGAUUCCCUCUGCCAUGAUGACUUGCUUGGAAUGGUGGUCUUUUGAGCUUCUUGUACUAAUGUCUGGACUCUUACCGAACUCAAAGCUCGAAACAUCCGUGCUAUCCAUUUGCCUAACAAUGUCGUCUCUGCAUUACGUUCUGGUGAAUGCUAUAGGAGCAUCUGCAAGCACGCAUGUCUCAAACGAGCUAGGAGCUGGAAAUCCAAAGGCAGCUCGAGCCGCGGCUACAUCUGCGGUUUUCCUCGGUGUUAUCGAUGCAACCAUAGUAAGUAUCACCCUCUACACCUACCGAGGAAAUUGGGCUUAUAUAUUCAGCAACGAAAGUGAAGUGGCUCAUUAUGCAACUCAAAUCACACCCAUUUUAUGCCUAUCCAUUGGUGUGGACAGCUUUCUAGCCGUGCUCUCAGGGGUUGCUAGAGGAACAGGAUGGCAACAUAUAGGAGCUUAUGCAAAUAUAGGUUCGUAUUAUCUGGCCGGGAUCCCGUUGGGUUCGUUCUUGUGUUUCGUUGUGAAAUUGAGAGGGAAGGGACUCUGGAUUGGUAUAUUAAUAGGCUCUACUCUACAAACAAUAGUCCUUGCGGUUGUCACUUUCUUCACAAGUUGGGAACAAGAGGCAGCGAAGGCAAGAGACAGAGUAAUCGAGGUGAAACCACAAGACAACCAAGAAUUGCAAAGCAUUUUACAAGAGGAUGUACAAGUUUUGCUAAAGGAUGUUUCAGAAAAUGUGUAAAAUCACUCAACAUAAUGAUAACUACGUGGAGGUCUUAAAUAUAAUUAAUAUAUUGUUCGCAUAUUUUC
Brassica napus (rape) is the source of this 1779-nucleotide messenger RNA. Its product is annotated as protein DETOXIFICATION 8. The record is from RefSeq and is a predicted model, not a curated record. NCBI's taxonomy places the organism in Eukaryota, Viridiplantae, Streptophyta, Magnoliopsida, Brassicales, Brassicaceae. Gene Ontology annotation, biological process: xenobiotic detoxification by transmembrane export across the plasma membrane. Gene Ontology annotation, cellular component: membrane. The coding region runs from base 209 to 1711 and encodes 500 amino acids. Gene Ontology annotation, molecular function: antiporter activity; xenobiotic transmembrane transporter activity. The transcript is spliced from 7 exons.